Apus apus (common swift) is the source of this 3184-nucleotide messenger RNA. It is a transcript of the gene PDE7A, whose product is annotated as phosphodiesterase 7A. Gene Ontology annotation, molecular function: 3',5'-cyclic-AMP phosphodiesterase activity. Bases 781 to 2103 code for a protein of 440 amino acids. NCBI's taxonomy places the organism in Eukaryota, Metazoa, Chordata, Aves, Apodiformes, Apodidae. The transcript is spliced from 13 exons. The record is from RefSeq and is a predicted model, not a curated record.
CCCUUAUUUCUGCUCCCAGCUGUCGUCUGUGAUCUGAGAUUUCUACCCCUGCUCCAGAAGGCCUCAGCUUCCCGAGCAGCUGCCGCAUUGUUACUGUGCCACACUGGAGUAUUAGGGUAGCACGAAGUAUGUGCUGUGUAACCCUAAUGCGCAGGGAUGUCAGCUGUGGUAUUUCAGCUGCAUUGUAAGUAUCAGAUCGGUCCUUGCGGUGUGAGCAGAAAUCAGAGAGAAGGGUAGGAACUAAAGAACCUGUUUCAAGCUGGUGAAAUAAUUCACACAGCUCUAGCUAUGACUGAUUUCCCAGAUAAAUAUGAGUGAAAGGCUCUUGUGUAAUAUUCAAACAGCUGAGUGCAAGUAAGUAAACGCUAGUGGAAAAAUAUUCAAUUAUGUAAUAUAAAACCGUAUUGUAACUAGCUUAUUUGCUAAAAGCUGCCAUUUCUAGAAGCUGAGUCUUUUUUCUAUUAUACAAAAUGUUAUCGUUUUAUGUGUUACUGAAGAACAAAUCGACUUUUAAUGUUCUUGUUUCUUGUCAUAUUAAGGUGCAUUUUUACCAUACUGGUCCAGCAAGCUGUUCCUAAUUUCACCUGAAUGCUUAUCACAUGCUUCUGGCAACGUAUGCUUAGGCAGGAGGGAUUUUGACAAGAAAGCAUGCGAUUGCAUGUUUAACAAGUCUUCAAACUUUGUUUUGAAUUUCACCUUUAGAACAAAAAGCAUUGAAAUAGACCUCUUGUUUGAAUAACCCUCCUCCAUUAAGUACAUGAAUCUUUACCCCUCCAGGCUAUGUUAAUUUGCAUUUUAUCUCUGCCACUCUUCCACACUUUUAUUUCACUCUUGACCCUGUUUCUAGGAGAUGUGCGAGUAAGAAGUCGGGCAGGAUUUGAAACAGAGAGAAGAGGUUCUCAUCCAUACAUUGAUUUCCGUAUUUUUCACUCAAAUUCUGAAAUUGAGGUGUCUGUUUCUGCGAGAAAUGUGAGAAGGUUGCUUAGUUUCCAGAGGUACCUGAGAUCUUCCCGUUUUUUCCGUGGUAUCACUGUUCCAAAUUCUUCAAACAUUUUAGAUGAUGACUAUAAUGGACAAGCAAAGUGUAUGCUGGAGAAGGUCGGAAAUUGGAAUUUUGAUAUUUUUCUUUUUGAUAGACUGACAAAUGGAAACAGUCUAGUCAGCUUAACCUUUCAUCUGUUUAAUCUUCAUGGACUAAUUGAACACUUCCAGUUAGAUACGAUGAAACUUCGUAGAUUUUUGGUCAUGGUUCAAGAAGAUUAUCACAGUCAAAACCCUUACCAUAAUGCAGUUCAUGCUGCUGAUGUGACUCAGGCCAUGCACUGUUACUUAAAAGAACCCAAGCUUUCCAAAUCUUUAACUCCAUGGGACGUUCUGCUUAGUUUAAUAGCAGCUGCCACACAUGAUUUGGAUCACCCAGGUGUUAACCAACCUUUCCUAAUUAAAACAAACCAUUACUUAGCAACUUUGUAUAAGAAUACCUCAGUAUUAGAAAAUCAUCACUGGAGAUCAGCAGUGGGGUUGCUGAGAGAGUCUGGUUUAUUUGCACAUAUGUCAUUGGAAAACAGGCAGCUGAUGGAAAGCCAGAUAGGUGACCUCAUUCUUGCCACAGACAUCAGUCAGCAAAAUGAGUAUCUGUCCAUGUUCCGAUCCCACUUGGACAGAGGAGACCUAUGUUUAGAGAAUGCAAACCAUCGUCACUUCAUUUUACAGAUGGCUUUGAAGUGUGCUGAUAUUUGUAAUCCAUGUCGGACGUGGGAGCUGAGUAAGCAGUGGAGUGAAAAAGUAACAGAGGAGUUCUUCCAUCAAGGAGAUAUUGAAAAGAAAUAUCACUUGGGUGUGAGUCCACUUUGUGACCGACAGACAGAAACUAUUGCCAACAUCCAGAUCGGUUUUAUGACCUACUUGGUGGAGCCACUGUUUGGGGAAUGGGCCCGUUUUUCAAACACGAGGCUGUCGCAGACGAUGCUGGGCCACCUGGGACUGAACAAGGCCAGCUGGAAGGGGGUGCAGAGGGAACAGUCUGGCAGCGGUGAUGAUGUUGACCCCACUUUUGAGGAGAUGGACUCAGACAUAUUACCUCAGGAACCUCGAUUGUCCUGACCUCAAUCCUCAUGACUAAACUGCCUCUUUCUUCUCUUGGUAUCUGCACGGUUGGAUUAAAGGAGAUACUUGCCAGCUCCAGGUUUUGGUAAAAUGAUGCCAGCAUUUAUUUAUUUCCAAGUUUUCCUUUGACACAGACCAUUUGGACCAGAUUUUUUUUUUUUUUUAAACUGCAAGAUCUGAACAUAGAGCAAUAUGCAUAUGCCUCAGUUGGUUUUCAUUGGGAACCUUGAAUAUGCAAAGCACAGCAGUGACCGAGCCGUGGAGGAACAGUACGGAAGCUUCAUCGUGCCACUUAACUUUGUUGUUUGUUUGGGGUUUGUUGGGGUUGUUUUUUUUUUUUUUCUGGUGAAAUGUGGAAAUGUGGUCUCGAAAACUAAGACUUGAGAUGGAUUGUUCCACUUUCUUGGAAUCUAGCAAGACUUGCAUAAUGUGUUCAAAGCAUACCUUCCACUCAGUCCCUGUUUUAAUACGGAAAUGUGAAGUGCCCAUCCUCUGCUGCCUCUGGCAAGACUUGAUGUUUACAAAUGUACUCUGAAACUAUUGGUUCUAGACUUAACCUUUGCGCAUGGCUGUGAAGGAACCACUAACUUGGGGUUUUUUUUGCUUUUUUUAAAAGAAAAAGAUCAAAACUGAGACUGCAGCUCUUGUUUCUUUGGAUGCCAGAAAAGCCUCCCAUUUGCCAUAAUUUUGUUUUGUGCACUGGGAACUGAGCAUUCAUCAUAGAGCACAGCCAAGCUUUUACUCCAGUGCUAUAUGGGAAUGCAAUUUUUUAACAGCGGGAAACACUUCUGAAUUUUGGGAAGGGAAGGAAAAGGGUGGGAGAGGGGUGGGGGGUGGGGAGGGAGGGGGCAGCGUCCGAACUGCAUUGCGAUUCUGCAGUGGAAACAUCGCAUGUUGUUUUCACCAUUGUACACUUGAACUGCACAUGCAAGAAAAAGGUGGAAUGUCUAAACACCACAAUCAGCUCAGGGUAUUUGCCAAUCUGAAAUAAAGUGGGAUGGGAAGCGUGUCCUUCAGAACAAGGGUACAAAUGCCCCUUUCGCUGCAGCGUGUGUGUACGUGUGGGUGUGUGAGUAUG